CCUUUGACAUCAUCAAGCUCUCCUUCUGAGAACUUGAACAAUGCUUUCCAACUUGCUGUCUAAACUUGACUACAUCUUCUGGGCGUUUACAGUCUUAUUCACUUUUGAGGUCAUGUUUUUGCCACAAAACCAUCAUCUCUAAAUAAUACUCAUUAGCACUGCGAUUCUCUUGUUUCAAUUGUUAUUGCUUUGUCUUAAUCUCAAACACUUGGGAUGUAUUUUCCCUAUCUGAAUAUGAAUCACGGACAGCUUCCCAAUCUCAAAUGCAGUGGUAGGAACAUGAAACUCUUCUUGAUAUGAAACAGGAGGGAAGAGAUGUACAGGAUGACGCAGGAGAACAAGAUGAAGACUGGAACUAGGUAACGUAGACACUACGAGCUUCAGAUCAAAAGAACUUAUAGGGACAAUGGUGAGCAGCAAUGUAGAAGACAACAGUACUAUCAAGGAAGAAGCGUUAGAAAAACUGUGUGCUGAUGAGAUUAGUAGAAGACGAGAGCUUGAAGAGCUAUUGGCUACAGAAAAGCAAGAAUUACAAAAACUGAAAGACCAACAAGACGAAAUCAUGGGCGAACUGCGAAUGAUCCAAGAUCAAAAUUCAGCUCUUAACGGCCAAGCUGUUGAGUCCCAGACUGUGGUGACAGAGUUGGAGGAGAAAAUUUUUUCAGCAGUGGAACUCUUGAUAAGCUUUAAGGACAAACGAGAUAAGUUAAAGAUUGAGCAUUCAAAUGCAGUCAGGGAAGUCAACAAGUUGAGGAAAUUUGUAAACAUGGAUACUGAAUAUCCUCAUGGAACAGAAUUUCCUACAUUUUCAUUCUUAGAGAUCAAUGAGGCAACUAAUGAUUUUGAUCCAUCUUGGAAGAUUGGAGAGGGAAGGCAUGGAAGUGUUUACAAAGGGAUGCUUCGCAAUAUGCAAGUUGCCAUAAAGAUGUUGCCCUCUUAUGGCUGUCAAAGUCAACUGGAGUUUCAACAUCAGGUUGAGGUUUUGAGCAGGGUAAGACAUCCAAGCCUUGUAACACUGAUUGGAAGCUGCCCAGAAUCUAGGUCACUUGUCUAUGAUUACCUUAAUAAUGGCAGCCUUGAGGACCAUCUUGCCCGCAAAGAGAAGACUCCACUUCCUUGGCAAAUUCGAAUUUCCAUUUCUGCUGAUAUAUGCUCUGCUCUUAUCUUCCUUCACUCCGGCAGGCCUUCUAUAAUCCAUGGGAAUUUGAAGCCCAGUAAAAUUCUCCUUGAUGUAAACUUUGUUGCCAAACUUUGUGAUUUGGGCAUUUCUUCUUUAGUCCAGCGCAGUGGGCAUUCAGCUGACAGUAACACAACAGUUGACAAAGGAAAUGAAAGUUUGGUGUAUGUGGAUCCAGAAUUUCUUCUCACUGGGAAGCUCACACCAGAAUCCGAUGUGUAUUCAUUUGGAAUCAUAUUGUUACAACUUUUAACUGGCAGGCCUCUUUCAGGAAUAGUAAGGGAUACAAAAUGUGCAUUGGAGAAGGAAAAUCUCAAAGCGGUAUUGGACACUUCAGCUGGAGAAUGGCCACUUUAUCAAGUCGAACAGCUAGCAUAUUUGGCAUUGAGGUGUUCUGAGAAGACUCCGCUGAACCGGCCAGACCUUUUGUCAGAAAUCUGGAGUGCCCUCGGACCAUUACGAACUUCAUGCAGUAAUAUGUCACUAUUUUCUACUUCCAAGAAGCUUCACCGCCCUCCUUCUCACUUUGUCUGCCCCAUAUUUCAGGAGGUCAUGAAAGAUCCUUAUAUAGCUGCAGAUGGCUUUACAUAUGAAGAAGACGCAAUAAGAGGAUGGUUGGAUAGUGGUCACAACACCUCGCCAAUGACAAACCUGAAACUUGAACACACCAACCUGGUGCCUAAUUAUGCAUUACUUAGUGCGAUUCAGGAGUGGAAGCACCUGCAAUAACAUAUUUGCCCUUGAUCAAUUUUGCAUGCACUUGUGUAUAGUGGCAUAUUUACUGGUUCUGUUAUAUAUUAAUCCAUUAUUGUACUGUAAUUCUGCCCAUGUAAUUGAUUUAGCAGAAUAUACCUUUCAUUUGCUAUCACAUGGUACACCUCAAUCUGUCGAUAGCAGGUCUAUAGGUAUCA
This is a messenger RNA of Neltuma alba, 2088 nucleotides long. Its product is annotated as U-box domain-containing protein 32. NCBI's taxonomy places the organism in Eukaryota, Viridiplantae, Streptophyta, Magnoliopsida, Fabales, Fabaceae. Gene Ontology annotation, molecular function: ubiquitin-protein transferase activity; ATP binding; protein kinase activity. The record is from RefSeq and is a predicted model, not a curated record. Gene Ontology annotation, biological process: protein ubiquitination; protein phosphorylation. The transcript has 5 exons. The coding region runs from base 407 to 1906 and encodes 499 amino acids.